Molecule: messenger RNA, 3032 nt
Organism: Culicoides brevitarsis
Lineage: Eukaryota; Metazoa; Arthropoda; Insecta; Diptera; Ceratopogonidae
Product: protein nubbin-like
Exons: 7
Coding region: 115-2625 (836 amino acids)
Biological process (GO): regulation of transcription by RNA polymerase II
Molecular function (GO): RNA polymerase II cis-regulatory region sequence-specific DNA binding; DNA-binding transcription factor activity, RNA polymerase II-specific
Source: RefSeq, a predicted model, not a curated record
ACAAAAUUAUUUAUCAAUCAAUUAAUCAAGAAAAAUGUGUGAGCGUUAAGAAGCACAAAAAAAAAAGAAAAAACACAGAAAAGUAUAACAUACCUUGCAAGUGCCGAGAACAUUAUGCCGCUUUUGGUUGCCCAAAGAAACACACAUAAUGGAGUGGGUUCUUCAUUAGAUCACCAAUCCUUGAAAAGUGAAAGUAACAAGAGUAAGAAUUUUAACGCGCAACAUUUGAUCCAAAAUAUCAUCGCGUCCGAUAAACCGCAUCAAGCAUUGGAUUUUACCAUGUCAAAGUCAUCGUCAUCUGCUUCGCCAUCGCCUCCGCCGUCGCAUCAAUCCCAACAGCAACAACAACCUCCAUCGUCGACGGCUGCUGCUUUGUCGUCGCAUCAUGCGUUCUACCGGCAACUUUAUGCCGCUGCCGCUGCAAACGUCGACGCCGCUGACAAACACGACGAAUUACGAAGCAAUAAUAAUAAAGUAAAUAAUAUAUCAAGGAACAACGAUCAUCAUGAAGAUGAUGAUGAUGACGAACAGCAACAGCAACAACUGCAAAACAACCAGCAAGAGCAAGAGUCAAAUAGUGACAAUGAAACGAAUGAUAAGCAAUUUAAUGACUCGCACAACAAGAAACACAGCAAACCAUUAUGGUUAAGCGAGAACAAGAUGCCAUGGCAUCACCAAAUACCUGUAACAUCAUCGACAAUUAGCAGUACAUCACCCAUCACAUCGUCUCCAUUAAUUAAUGCUACCAGUUUAAUGACAUUGCGAGAGAUGAUGUUGCAGCAGCAUCAACAACAACAGCAACCAAAUCAAAAUAAUCUUGUAGUACCUAACUUACCAGCGACAAUUACAUCAUCUGCGUCGUCAGCUGUUAGUGGUGUCCCUCCCUCCUCCAAUACGGUAGCUGCACUGUUGGCAAACGUCAUGUCAUCCUCGUCGUCGUCGACGUCGAGUAAUCGACAACAACAAUCAUCUCCAUCGGCAAUAACACGUUCAAGUGUCGGAGUUCCCUCAGUCGUUGGCAGCUACGGAAAACAUCGAGACAAAUAUCGCAGUGACUUGACUAGCGGUGGCUGUCAUGAGACAGUUCGUGACAAAAUUAUGAGACAAAAACAACUACAGCAGCAGCAACAGCAACAACAACAACAACAAAGGCACGAAAGUAAUGAUGGUCGAAAUCGACGACGAGACGAUAAUCGAUUAAAAUCAGAUCUUCCUAUCAGUAGAUUAUCAAAGACACCAUCGCCAGCGCCGUCACAUGAUUACGACAGCAAUGAUGGCAGCGGCAGCGAACGUGGUCGUUCAAGAAGUCCUCCGCCUGUGAGAAAAGAAAGACAUCAUGAUAGACCAUCCGCUUUAAAUUUGGUAACUGAUUCGUCGCGACACACGCCGUCACCGUCCCCCGUUCCCUCAAACACGUCGUCGCACCAUCAAAAUAACAACUUGAACGUUGCUGCACUCGCAGCGCUCCAAAGCCAACUUCCGCUGGCAGCUCCUUUGUUCCUACAAAACCAACUUAGUCAGUUGAGUGGCUUGAGUAAUUUGUCGUCGACAGAUUUGAAUGCGUUGCAAGCGGCGUUACAGCAGGCGCAACAAGCCAAUUUCCAACAACAAUUGCAAAGUUACAUGCUGAUGCAGGGACAGGGCAACUCGCAAGUGGCUCAGGCUCAAGUUGCGCAACUUUUGAUGCAGAGUCAGAUCCAACAAGCGAUGGCUCAAGCAACGCAACAACUCCAAUCACUCCAAAAGCAGCAACAACGCGAACACCUGAAAAACAGUCACACACCAACAUCGGGUCAUCACAGCAACUCUCCGCUUCACAGUCCCUCCGGAAGCCCCGGCAUUCACAACACCGCGCUUUCGGGCAACCAAACGACACCUCCCAACGUUGCGAGUCUCAAUGUCGGCGGCAUCCUCACGCCAUCGACACCCGGUUCGGGCACUCACACCCCCCAAAUGUCAAAACACGCCGCGGCGCCCCGCACUCUCGAACCAUCGCCCGAAGAAACCACCGAUCUCGAAGAGUUGGAACAAUUCGCCAAGACCUUCAAGCAACGUCGCAUCAAAUUGGGCUUCACGCAAGGCGAUGUCGGACUCGCAAUGGGCAAAUUAUACGGCAACGACUUUUCCCAAACGACCAUAUCACGUUUCGAAGCACUUAACUUGAGUUUCAAGAACAUGUGCAAACUGAAACCGCUGCUGCAAAAAUGGCUCGAAGACGCCGACAGCAGCAUAUCGAAUCCGGGAGGCAGAAUUUUUGGCACUGCUGCGAUGGUUAAUCCGCUGACGACGCCCGAAACGAUGGGAAGACGACGCAAGAAGCGAACUUCGAUCGAAACGUCAGUUCGGGUCGCCCUGGAGAAAGCUUUUAUGGUGAAUCCGAAGCCGACGAGCGAGGAAAUUACGCAUUUGGCGGACAAUUUGUGCAUGGAGAAGGAAGUUGUGCGCGUUUGGUUCUGCAAUCGACGUCAAAAGGAGAAACGGAUAAAUCCUCCGCCAGGUGGCGUCAUGGAUUCGCCCGAACAAAGUUUAUCGGGGGCCUCGGGAAGCAUGUUUUGUUUGCCGCCCAUGGGAAGUCCCUCGCCGCACGUUUACUCACCAAUUGGCGCAGGCAUCAAACAGGAAUGACCGCACACCUGGAAUCCCCUGACAAUUGACACACAACAACAUUCGCCGCCGCAUCGAGAGAACGGAGCGUUGCUCAGAAUGUUCUAAAAAAAAACGAAAAAUCGCAUAUCAUGAACCUCUCUCGAAUCGAAUUUUUAAAAAAUUCAUGAAAAAAAGUCCGAUUCGACAGCGAUUCAAAAAAAUGUACAGAUUAGUUUUAAAAUAUGGUCCAAAAAUCAUCAAAAAAUAUUAAUGUUGUGUUUAAAUGACGUGAAAACCCCCCAGUAUCGAUGUGCAAUUGAAUUCCGAUGACGCGCCAACGAGUCAACGACCGAAUCUGAAACCCCCUUUUGAUGUCUGGUACUUUUCCAUCUUCGUCAAUAGCUUAGUUGUGACCGAUAUACAAAUUUUUUGUAUGAAAACUGUUA